Messenger RNA from Scomber japonicus (chub mackerel), 657 nucleotides. RefSeq lists its product as uncharacterized. NCBI's taxonomy places the organism in Eukaryota, Metazoa, Chordata, Actinopteri, Scombriformes, Scombridae. Gene Ontology annotation, biological process: response to bacterium. The record is from RefSeq and is a predicted model, not a curated record. The transcript is spliced from 5 exons. The coding region runs from base 1 to 657 and encodes 218 amino acids.
AUGAAGAGCUUCAUCUUGAAAACAGCUUUACUUCUCUGCAGCCUCAGCUUGGUCUCUGUCUCAGUUUCUGAGUCUGAGACUGUGGAGGUCCAGCCUGGUGAAGAAGUCACACUGCACUGCUCCAACAUGUCAACAAAUCCAACUACGACAGAGUGGAUCAGAGUGGUCAACCAAACCAAAGUCAGCUGCAUUUCCUCUAUGUAUGGGUCUAAUGGGAAUCCUAAAUUCUGUGAUGGAUUCAAAAAUGGGAAAUUCAAAAUGAGUUCCAACAUCUCUGCUGUCUUUCUUAACAUCACACAAGUGGAUUUAUCAGACUCUGGACUGUAUUUGUGUGGAUUUUACUUGAAUGGACACACACGACUUAAAGGAAUAUACUUAAAUGUUCAAGAAGAGUCUGAUGAAAAUACAAGGCUGAUGAGUGUGAUCCUGGGUGGUCUGACUGUUUUCCUUCUAAUGGUCAUCAUCAGUCUGGUUGUUAAAAUCAUGAAGCUUCAGACAGCUCCUAAUGAAGAGCUCAAUACACCACAGAACGAGAAUCUGGGCUCUGAUAACCUGAACUACGCAGCACUGAGUUUCAAUCCAAAGCCAAAAAGAAACCGAAGACCUGUAUCAGGAAGAGAAGUGGAGCCAAAUGUGAUUUAUGCUGCAACCAAAUAG